Messenger RNA from Prunus armeniaca (apricot), 261 nucleotides. Lineage: Eukaryota; Viridiplantae; Streptophyta; Magnoliopsida; Rosales; Rosaceae. The record is from the annotation of a GenBank genome assembly.
AUGGCAGGACCAGAGGAAAGCCACGGAGGUGAGGGGAGUGUCCAUUGGAUAGAAGGCUUCAUCUCUCCUCUUUUCCUCUGUAAUCUAUGUCUUGAAAAAACCCAUAAGAAAAGCAGGUGGCGCCUUCCCCUCUAUGGGAAGGUCCAAUUGCGUCAAACCAUUGGAACCACAAAGGGUUCCUUACCCAGGCUUCUUGGAUGGAGAAAUUCAUCAAGAAGGAUAAAGUGGAAGAGGGCAAUGACAAAAGGAGGAAAAAAUUGA